CUCCUGUUCCUGCAGAUGAUCCCUGACACACAGCAACAUGCUUUUUAUUGUGAAGACUGGUUUAUUAUACAAUCUGUUACUUUCUUUACUGACAGAAACAUUUCACUACAGAGUCCCUCUGUCUUCAUUUCUUCUCUUCUGCUUCACUCAUUUACACUCUUCUGUACAGUUCAGCUCCAAACACAACCUGUGUGUGUGUGUGUGUGUGUGUGUGUGUGUGUGUGUGUGUGUGUGUGUGUGUGUGUGUGUGGGGAACAGGUGGAGAAUGGAGAGCAAGCAGUGGUUGGGAAAAUGAGGCAACUGUUCAACCUUCUUCACUAUGAAAAUCGAAGAAGAAAAGACCAGUUCAAUCCACAUACCAAACAGAUGGAGACAAUUUUCGAUGAGGAACUGAGGAGCAAGAUGGAGGAAUUGAAGAAGAUGUUUGAGGAAGUGGAGAAGAAGAUUAAUGAUCUGGAAAAGCAGUACAGAGAGAACAGGAGAUAUAAAGACCGUGUCGGAUCGUUCUGCAGCAGAAGGAGACGAGAUCUGGAACUGUGCAGAAACUUGUAUAAAACAAUACAGACUGAAUCUCUACUGUCUGGCUCAGGAAAGCUGAUGAAGAUGAUGAGGAUGAUGGAGUGGGUGAUAGGUAACCUUGAGAUCCUGAGGCGCAGUGAGUCCUCACAGUCGCGGUCCUCCCUCUGCACCCAGGUGGAUUCAGAUCUGAAUAAAAUAAAGUACUGGUGCUGGAAGAAGAGAGAUGGUCUAAAACCCUUCAAGGAGAAGCACGGUGAUGAAGCAAAUGUGAAGUUAAUGAUUGAUGAUACGGAGGCUCUUCUGAGUGCGUUGGGAAAGUGGUGUGAAGAUAAGGAGGAAGAGCUGCAGAAAUACAAACCCAAACCAGUCUCUGCAGAACGCUCUGAGAAUCAGCCAGUAGAGUCAGAACCACUGUACCAUAAUGUUUAAUCUACACGACAGAAUACAGAAGCAUUUAGGAGAAAGAUACACCCCCCCCCACCACACACACACACACACACACACACAUCUUCUGUGAUACGAGUGUGUAAUCUAUUAUUGUACACUGUGCAUUUAUUCUUAUUAUAUUACAUUAUAUACAUUACGUUACGUUCUAUAAACAUUAUAUAAACAUUCUAUAAACAUUAUAUAAACAUUAUAUAAA
Ictalurus punctatus (channel catfish) is the source of this 1162-nucleotide messenger RNA. RefSeq lists its product as uncharacterized. Bases 16 to 948 code for a protein of 310 amino acids. NCBI's taxonomy places the organism in Eukaryota, Metazoa, Chordata, Actinopteri, Siluriformes, Ictaluridae. The transcript has 2 exons. The record is from RefSeq and is a predicted model, not a curated record.